UAAUUUUUUAAUGAAAUUUGGGACAAGAUUUACUUUUAUUACUUUUCUCACAAGUGUUAAAUUUAACCAAAAUUUUCAAAAUCUUACACCACUACCAAAUCACUCAGAUUCCAUAGAAAACUUCAUAAAUGAGGAAGAUUACAAGAAUCUACCGCCAGAACUACAGUUGGAGAAACUGGACGAGGAUAAGAAGUUGUACAAUAAUGUGCAAAGACUGAUAAGAAAAAGUAAAGAGUACGAAUUACCCAAAAAUGACAUCACCUUCCAGUCAGUCUAUCCUCCCACUGAUAACACUACUGCUAACACUGUUGACUCGGAUAAUAACACUGAGGACGUGGUUACACAGUUGUUUGAAAGUGAGUAUGAGCCUGUGAGACCGGAAUAUAAGAGUAAAAGUACUCUAGAGUUAAUCCCCGCAAUUGUACAGAAACCUGUUAUACCCCUUGAAAACCGAGAUGAGAUAGAGGUUGGAAAGUUGUUUAGUGUUGGCGACUACAGUAAGGGAGAGGAACGACAUGAAAAUGAGUUCUACCUUCCACAAAUCAAUCAACGUCUCAAACAUAAGAUCCGUGUCGACAACGAUGACACUGUCAAUACUGUUGACAACGAUAACACAGUUGAUAAAGUUGACAAUAGUAACUCAGUUGAAAGUGUGGACAGUGUGGAGUUGUCUAGGUGGGAGCGAUAUGAGAGAUUGAAUAGGAAUAAAAAGUUUGUGAAGGAGUUGCGGAAGCUAAAGUUGGAAAAGGCGAUGAAGUACAGAAAGUUCCUGAGACACUUGCGACAGCUGAAGGAGAAGAAAAAAAACACUUUCUACCGCUCACUUCCAACCAAUACCAAAGGAUACAAAAUCUUCAACUCCGACGAUAUUGAAAAAUUUGAGUAUGAGGAGUUACAAGAAGAGUUAAGGAAUCGUGGAUACCGCUGCUCAUACGAUAAACAAACUCUCGUCGAAACACUGAGAUAUGUGAAUGAGAAUGAGGAGGGUUGGCGUUAUGAGAGAAUAGUGAAGCAGCAAUUAACACCGGAAAAUACAAACCUCUCACAAAUUACCAGAAAUAAACUCAAGGACAUUUACGAAAUGAUUGAGGUAUUGAAUGGGACCCAGGAGAGUGAUGACAUUAGUGUUCGAAUUAAAAGAUUAGAAAUUAUCUUCGAUCUCAUUCAGUUCUAUACCGAUCCGGUGGGAUACUUGGACUUGGAUUUGUAUGAGGAAGAGGUGGACAAGCAAGAGUUGGAAGAAAUUAAAAAAGCGCCAGUCAUUUACGAUACCGACUUCUUCAAUGAAAUGUCAAAACCAAUAAUAAAGUUGCCUGAUUUGAUACCGCGGACAUUUAAUUUACAAGACGAUUACGUUAAAAAAUUCCCCAUCACUUCUGUCACCUCCCCUAAUGAGUUGGAUGCGUUGAAGAGGGAGUAUCUGACAAUUGAGGGCGGAAUACAUCAACAAACGCUUCCGGAAAUUAGUGAACGCUUUAAUGUUUCAAUUGAUUUUCUAGGUUUCCGUUACGGUGCUUGGUCACACUGCACUGAGCUCCCUCCACCCAUUCCAUCUCCACAUUUCUACACUAUUUACAUAUUUACACAGUUAACUUUACUGUAUACAUAA
Theileria parva strain Muguga is the source of this 1609-nucleotide messenger RNA. RefSeq lists its product as uncharacterized. The transcript is spliced from 11 exons. The coding region runs from base 11 to 1609 and encodes 532 amino acids. The record is from RefSeq and is a predicted model, not a curated record. NCBI's taxonomy places the organism in Eukaryota, Apicomplexa, Aconoidasida, Piroplasmida, Theileriidae.